AGGAGGAAACACAACAGAAAGCUCUGGGAAGUCUCUCUCCCUCUCUCUCUGUCUGUUUGUGUUUUAGUUGUAUAAUGAAGAAGCGGCUGUGAGGAGGGUUUUAUUUUAACUCUGGGACAAUGAUUAGGACUCUGAGCACCGCGUCUUUUAAGGCUGUUUGCACCUCGCAGCCGAAACUGCUAAAGGACAUUAGGAGCAGACAGCUGCACAGUACGUACGAUGUGGCCAUUGUGGGAGCCGGGAUUGUGGGACUGGCUACGGCAAGAGAGCUCAUUCUGCGACACCCAACACUCAGCUUCAUCCUGCUGGAGAAAGAAAAAGAGCUUUCUGCACACCAGAGUGGGCACAACAGUGGAGUCAUUCACAGCGGGAUCUACUACACGCCGGGGUCGCUGAAGGCUCGUCUGUGUGUGCGUGGAGCCACUUUAGCCUACGAGUACUGCGAGAAGAAGGGACUCCCUUACAAGAAAUGUGGAAAGCUUAUCGUCGCUGUGGAGCAGGAGGAGAUACCCAGACUACAAGCUCUAUACGAGCGCGGCCUGAAGAACAACGUGCGGGACCUCAGUAUUGUCGAUGCGAAGGGAAUCCGAGAGCGAGAGCCGUACUGCAGGGGCAUAAUGGCCUUGGAUUCACCGUACACUGGCAUUGUGGACUGGAGGAUGGUGGCUCUCAGGUACGGCAAAGACUUUGAAGAGGCAGGCGGCACGGUGGUAACUGAAUAUGAGGUCAAUGACAUUUCCAUGGUCAACGAGAGCCAGGCUGGGAGCACUGAAGGAAUGAAAUAUCCAAUCGCAGUCAGAGACAAAAAGGGCAACGAGGUGCACUGCCGGUACGUCCUGACCUGUGGAGGCCUGUACUCAGACCGUCUGUCGCAGAUAUCUGGAUGCAGUCGGGAGCCACGGAUCGUGCCUUUCAGAGGAGACUAUUUGGUGCUGAAGCCAGAGAAACACUAUCUGGUCAAAGGAAAUAUCUAUCCGGUUCCUGACCCUCGUUUCCCCUUCCUCGGAGUUCACUUCACCCCGAGGAUGGAUGGAAGCGUUUGGCUCGGCCCCAACGCGGUACUAGCCUUCAAACGGGAGGGUUACAAAGUGUACGACUUCAACCCCCGAGACUUUAUAGACGCACUGUCCUUCAGAGGCCUUCAGAAGUUGGUGUUGAGGAACAUAACAUACGGAAUGGGAGAAAUGUAUAGAGGAGUUUUCAUUAGUGCACAAGUUAAACUCCUGCAGAGGUUCAUCCCUGAACUCUCGCUGAGUGACGUAAUGAGGGGUCCUGCAGGAGUUCGAGCUCAGGCUCUCGACCGGGACGGAAACCUCGUGGACGACUUUGUGUUUGACGGUGGGGUCGGGGAUGUGGGCAGUCGGGUGCUCCAUGUGCGUAACGCUCCCUCACCGGCAGCUACCUCGUCCCUCGCCAUCGCUGAAAUGAUUUCAGACGAGGUGGAGAGCCGCUUCUCGCUGUAGAGAAUCACGCAGGAAAAACAACAACAACCGAAUACCAAAUAAUGAAGCUUGAGGUCUUGGAGUGAAACUACCAUGUUGUCAGAAACUCUCACUACCUCAGCAUCACCAUCAAGCCAUUUUUAUUGCAGGUCACGCCUUAAUUUUGGAGGAGAAAGUACGAUAUCCUCGACAUAAUUACAUUUUUAAGGUUUCAUAGGAGGAAACAGGACUGAAAUGCAGUCGUGUGCUCUGCCUUUAUAAAAAAGAAGGCAGCGCUACACAGUAAAAGAACAUUUUAAAAAAUUGCAAUAACAUUUUUAGACUAAUUUAUUCACAAUGAAAACCCAACAGAGUUCUCCGCCCAUUAAUUGUGUUUAAAUUAAUCUAAAAGAACAAUACAUGAGAUGAUCUUUUUGAUGCUUUCUAACUUUUGUGCCACCUUUUUUUCCUGACUUUGCUUUGGACAACAUCCUGUAGACUACAUUUUAAAGUUGGUUUUAUUUUUUGUAGCUCUAUUUCUGGUUGUGAAAUAUGUUUACUGUAUCACAUUUUAAAGUCAAAUGUGUCUUGAUUCUUCUGCACUACAUCUGCACGCUAAACAAAGUACGCCAUGAGAUACUCUUAGUGAAAACUUUAGAAUAGAACAAAACUUUAAGCUCCAGUAAUAUAAUCAUCAGUGUGAAGCAGUCAAAUACAAAUACACUGUUUUAAAUGUGCAAUGAACUUUUAUUUAGGGAGAUCUUUAUUUUUUAAAUUGGAAGUGUUCUCAUUUUUGAGAAAAGCUUUAUGUAAAACGCACAAUAAUAGCUAUACAGAACGCAUAUUUUACAAGUUUUGGGCAUUUGACAGUUUUAUCUGCUAAAUCAAUUGUUAUUACUAUUUUUUACAAUU
Messenger RNA from Scomber japonicus (chub mackerel), 2333 nucleotides. RefSeq names its product L-2-hydroxyglutarate dehydrogenase (gene l2hgdh). Gene Ontology annotation, molecular function: (S)-2-hydroxy-acid oxidase activity; (S)-2-hydroxyglutarate dehydrogenase activity. The record is from RefSeq and is a predicted model, not a curated record. The coding region runs from base 120 to 1463 and encodes 447 amino acids. The transcript has 10 exons. NCBI's taxonomy places the organism in Eukaryota, Metazoa, Chordata, Actinopteri, Scombriformes, Scombridae.